AUGGGGACAUCUGGCCCAGUGGGAGGCAUCCUGGUGACUCUCCUCUGCUGCUGCCUGCUGAGCUCGGCUCUGGUCGAUCCUGAUGAUGUUCUCACGAAAGAAGAACAGAUCUAUCUCCUGGUGGAGGCCAAGGAAAAGUGUCAGAGGGACAUAAAGGCCCAGCUGGAGAAGAUCAAAGACCCCAGCUGCCCUCCAGAGUGGGAUGGGAUCAUCUGCUGGCCAAGGGGCUCCCCCAGCCAGGAGGUGUCAGUGCCUUGCCCUGAUUACAUCUACGACUUCAACCACAAAGGUCACGCCUACAGGUACUGCAGUGCCUAUGGGACCUGGGCCAUGGCUCUCAGCAUCAACAAGACCUGGGCCAACUACACCGAGUGUGCCCUGCUCUUCUCCUCCGAGAGCCGGAGCCACCAGAAGGAGGUGUUUGACCGCCUGCACCUCAUGUACACCGUGGGCUACUCCAUCUCCCUGGCCUCCCUCAUCGUCGCUGUCUGCAUCCUCUCCUACUUCAAGCGCCUGCACUGCACACGGAAUUACAUCCACAUGCACCUCUUCACCUCCUUCAUCUGCCGGGCCCUCAGCAUCUUCCUGAAGGACCUGGUGCUCUACUCGGGCACGGCGCCCAGCGACGCCGACAGGAGGGAGGACGACUUCAGGGCUCCCUUGCCAGGACAGCGGGCACACCUGGUUGGCUGCAAGGUGGUGGUGACUCUGUUCCUCUAUUUUCUGGCCACCAACCACUACUGGAUCCUGGUGGAAGGUCUCUACCUGCACAGCCUGAUCUUCAUGGCCUUCCUCUCCAACAAGAACUACCUGUGGGUCCUCAUCAUCAUCGGCUGGGGUCUCCCUGCUGUGUUUGUGUCCAUCUGGGCCAGCGUCAGGGCCUCGCUGGCAGACACACAGUGCUGGGACCUCAGUGCAGGGAACAUGAAGUGGAUUUAUCAGGUCCCCAUCCUGGCUGCAGUCGUGGUGAACUUCUUCCUCUUCCUCAACAUCGUCCGGGUGUUGGCCUCCAAGCUCUGGGAGAGCACCACGGGCAAGCUGGACCCCAGGCAGCAGUACAGGCAACUGCUCAAGUCCACGCUGGUGCUGAUGCCGCUUUUCGGAGUGCACUACGUGGUGUUCACGGCCAUGCCCUACACCGAGGUCUCCGGGCUCCUGUGGCAGAUCCAGAUGCACUACGAGAUGCUCUUUAACUCCUCCCAGGGUUUCUUUGUGGCUUUUAUCUACUGCUUUUGCAAUGGGGAGGUGCAGGCCGAGAUCAAGAAGGCUCAUUUCCGCAGGCUCCUGGCGCUGCACCUGGGGCAGCCGGCGCGGCCCGGGAGCUGCUGCUGCGCCGGCCGGGGCUGCCGGGCCCCGCAGAGCCUCAGCACCAGCCUGGCGGGGCGGGCAGCGGGCGGCACCCGGGGGACGCUGCUCCCGAACCGGCCCCGCCCGCCCGGCUCCAUCCCCGCGCAGGAACCGAGCCAGAGGGGCCGGGGGGAACACACGGGGGAUUUGACAGAGCUGACUCAGUGCCACGCCAAGCCCAGCAAGGAGCUGGAGACGAUGCUGUGA
Melospiza georgiana is the source of this 1554-nucleotide messenger RNA. Its product is annotated as parathyroid hormone/parathyroid hormone-related peptide receptor-like. The record is from RefSeq and is a predicted model, not a curated record. Gene Ontology annotation, molecular function: G protein-coupled peptide receptor activity; parathyroid hormone receptor activity; peptide hormone binding. Gene Ontology annotation, biological process: cell surface receptor signaling pathway; adenylate cyclase-modulating G protein-coupled receptor signaling pathway. The transcript is spliced from 13 exons. Gene Ontology annotation, cellular component: plasma membrane. The coding region runs from base 1 to 1554 and encodes 517 amino acids. Lineage: Eukaryota; Metazoa; Chordata; Aves; Passeriformes; Passerellidae.